AACAUUCACUACAUAUAAACUGUGUUGCUAUUUACAAAAUUGCAUGGAGAACUGGGAGUAAUUGUGGCUUGCAAACUUCCAGUCCCAUGCAUAGAAAUGGCAGGUUUUUAUGUGUUUUAUGUAUAUAUUUAUUUAUUUGGUGUGACUGAACAUGCACUUUAGUUUGCAGAAAGUACUUAAGAGAACUGGAAGUAGAGCUACCAUUUGAUCUAAGAACUGAAAGAAUAAAGAUGAAGAAUCAGCACAAUACUUUCUGGGUAUUAUGCCUACUAUUUGUCAUGUUUGAUGAAACAUUUAGUGCCUUCCCAUUUGGAAAUGGCCGGAUCCAGUUUGACCCUAUUAGAGAAAAUUCAUCUGAUAAUAUUGAAUGUUUUCUGGACUAUAUGGAGCUCUGGGUACCACGGAAACAGAUCAAUGGAUUAGUUCUUUGGUUGUCCCAGAUUAUGCGCUUUCCAGUCAGUCUUAGCUCACUGGAUCGCUCAAAUCAGCAGCUCUCUAGAUGCAAGUACUUCUUGGAUGCUGAUGCAGAUGGAAAUUUCUUAUUUCGUGUGCACUACACAGGAUGCUAUGUGCAAACGCAGGAAGGUUUUUACAAGCUGGAAAUUCACAUGGUUAAAAAGACAUCUUCAGGUAGAGGGCAAAGUAAUCGGUAUCUUAUGCGAUGUCCAGCAAUGACUGCACAACUGGGAAGAGAGAAAUUGCGCUGUGACCCAAAUUAUGUUCAGGUGUCAAGGCCCAUUCCUUUGGGAAACUCCAAUGAUCAGGCUGACUGGUUUUUUUCUUUACGGGGAGAGCUAGUGGUGUCUAUAGAAGAUGCAAGUUUGAUUGGUGUUGAGGUAGACGUCAGCAAUUCCAGUGUGACUGUGAGUGGAUUAAGAGGGCAGUUGCUGGAUGGCAUAAAGAUUUUAGACAGGCAAAUUGACAAUCUUCACCUUUGGUUGGCUCAUGGAUUUUAUGCCUAUUCACUAGAAGCUUCAUGCCCAUCUGUAUCACAACAUCCAGGAGAAGAAGUCAUCCUUCAUAUUCCUAAGCAGCGUGUGGGGUUAGUGAAAAGAGGAUCAUACAGUGCAGAUAUACUAACAUUAAAGAACCUUAUUGUUGGGCAGUCUGCCAACGUUACUGUCACUGUGACUGAGAACAAGCAAUUUGUUGUGAUAAAUAUCCCCUCUCAUGAAGUAUUGCAAAGACAGGAUUGCUACACCACUAUAGGAAAUAACCCAGGAGUUCAGUUUUUCUAUUGCAUUGACCUGGUGCUGGAGUUUACAGAAAUGGCAUAUCCAAUUAACUGGACUUUGGAAAACUAUUAUGAAUGUUCAGUAAGAGUGCCACAAAUGAUACAACCAAAACCUACUACAGCUGAGACCUUCCAUAAGAUCAAACUAGAACUUCAUACCACCCCAAGAUCAGAAACAAGAACUGCUCUGGUUAUAACACCAACACAGGAUAACACACUUGCAAGUACUUCUGUAACAUUGGCUGCUAAAUUGAGAGAAAGUGUGCAUUCUGCCAUAGUACAGGAGUCAUCCAAGACAGAAAUGUCUGCUUCUGGGUACGAUGCAGAGUUGGACCAUGUGGCAUCUGGGGAAUAUUUCAACAGAAUUGAAGGUUCAGGAUACUACGCAGAGACAAAUAUUUCUGCUGCUUUACGUCUAAGAAAAUGUCACCACCUAUAGAGGCUUCUGGGAAAGUAACAAGUAACUCUACAUCAGAAAGUAAUUUAACUUCAGAAAACAUACAGAACAGUAGGACUUUUGCACUGACUGAACAACAAAGCUCUGCCCCAUCAGAGCCUUCAAUAAUUUAUCACAGUCUAUCACAUCUUGAACUUAUGAUGUCAAAUGGAGAUAAAUAUGAUGACAAGGUACCUCAAUUAAAACAGCCUACUGACUUUGUGAAAGAAACCACCAAUGUGUUAUCAAAAGAGACACAAACACCAAAAACCGCAAUUGUGCAUACAUCCUCCAGUCUUUCAACAGUACACAAUGUAGCUGGGUCUGGAACAGAGUUUGACCUCAUUAAUAUAAAUGUGGAACCACUAAAUGCAAAAUCCAAAUCACCAUCAUUAGUUGUGAUGUCUUCAUCUUUACACUGGUCAGUAGAUGACACAAGAUCUUUGGAGAUGCUUUCAGCUGAUACUGAUGAGACCUCAAAUGAUGGUUUCUUACCAUUUAUCCCUAGAAAUGCUGUAUAAAGCAAAUCAAGUAAGCAAUGAAAAGGAAGUUAAAGGAGAAGAAAACGGCUAAUAAAGAGUUAAUCUCAAGCUGCAGGCAUACCUUCAGUUCUCUCAAUAGUGCCCUUAAGUCUCCCCAUAUUUCUCCUGUUCAGAUGAUCAGAAGCUAAAAAGGAAGAAAAAACGCUGAUCUUUGUAAAGAAAGUUCCCAUAAUGCCUCACUUUCCCUACUGCCCCGUAUGGGUGUUUUAACAUUGGCGCAUGCGAAUGUGAGUGUAAAAAUAAACUACUUUCAUUAAUAAACUCUCUUUUUAGAAA
Molecule: messenger RNA, 2488 nt
Organism: Xenopus tropicalis (tropical clawed frog)
Lineage: Eukaryota; Metazoa; Chordata; Amphibia; Anura; Pipidae
Gene: ciroz
Product: ciliated left-right organizer protein containing ZP-N domains
Exons: 11
Coding region: 231-1673 (480 amino acids)
Cellular component (GO): extracellular region
Source: RefSeq, a predicted model, not a curated record